Messenger RNA from Anoplopoma fimbria (sablefish), 2417 nucleotides. RefSeq names its product CDP-diacylglycerol--glycerol-3-phosphate 3-phosphatidyltransferase, mitochondrial. Gene Ontology annotation, cellular component: mitochondrion. Gene Ontology annotation, biological process: cardiolipin biosynthetic process. NCBI's taxonomy places the organism in Eukaryota, Metazoa, Chordata, Actinopteri, Perciformes, Anoplopomatidae. Gene Ontology annotation, molecular function: CDP-diacylglycerol-glycerol-3-phosphate 3-phosphatidyltransferase activity. The record is from RefSeq and is a predicted model, not a curated record.
AGGUUAUUCAAAGUCUCUCUGCAGCAGCAAUGGCGGCCCCCAUGUCCUGGAGGAGGCUGGUGCUCUCCGUGUACUCACCGGCCAUCGCAGGGGUCUUCACCCGGAUAUCUGACCGGCUCUUCCGCUCACGGGACAGAAGAGGAGGGUCCUCGGUGCUGCUGCUGGCUCCUCUCCUGGCUGAAGCCGACCCGGCCCCCCGACAUGUCUCCAGGCCCACCGGGUCGGCCGGAGCUCAGGGCACAGACGGCCUCUGUGGCCACUUCCAAUGGAUGGCAGAGCACGUACCCGCCUUCCGUGUGCCAGGCACCCACAUCCACAUCCUCACCUCACCGGACCAGUUCUACCAAACUAUGAAGGCGCGGAUCAAGACUGCGAAGAGGCGAGUGGUGAUGGCCUCGUUGUAUCUAGGAACGGGUCAGCUGGAGCAGGAGCUGGUGGACUGCAUGGAGGAAGCUCUACGCCGCUCACAGGAGAACAGCGAUGCUCCAGAUCUGAAAGUCUCCAUACUGCUGGACUACACUCGCGGCUCACGAGGACAGACCAACUCGAGGACCAUGCUGCUGCCGUUGUUGCAGCGCUUCGUCUCUCAGAUGAGGGUGUCUCUGUACCACACUCCAGACCUGAGGGUGCUGAGGCUGCUGGUCCCUCAGCGCUUCAACGAGACCAUCGGAGUCCAGCACAUCAAGGUCUACCUGUUUGACGACAGCUUCAUCAUCAGCGGGGCCAACCUGAGCGACUCGUACUUCACCAACAGACAGGACCGCUACGUGCUGCUGGAGAACUGCAGCGAGGUCGCCGACUUCUUCUCCGACCUGGUGGAAGCCGUGGGAGACGUCUCACUGCAGCUGCAGCCCGACGACUCGGUCACCAUGAUGGAGGGCAUGGUGCACCCGUACAAUGACAACAGGCAGGACUUCUCGGCGGCGGCGAGGAAGCGGAUCAUGGAGGUGGUGAACACAGCCCACGUCAGGCAGCAGCUGUUGAACGGGUCGGAGGACUCGGAGGACGACGGGGGGGGCGAGGGGGAGGAGGACACCUGGGUGUUCCCUCUGGUCCAGAUGAAGCCUCUGGGGAUCCAGGUGGACGAGCAGGUCACACAGCGCCUGCUGACAGACGCCGCUCCGGACUCCACUGUGUUUCUAACAUCGGGUUACUUCAACCUGACGCGGGCGUACAUGCGUCUGGUGCUCGGGGCCGGAGCCAGCUACCGCAUCCUCACCGCCUCCCCCGAGGUCAACGGGUUCUUCGGCGCCAAGGGCGUCGCCGGAGCGAUCCCCGCCGCCUACACCCACAUCGCCCGACAGUUCUACAACCAGGUGUGUCUGCUGGGCCAGCAGGAGAGAGUUCACCUGCACGAGUACCACAGAUCGCUGUGGACCUUCCACGCCAAAGGUCUGUGGUAUUACCUCCAGGGGCAGGACCGGCCUUGCCUCACUCUAAUCGGCUCCCCUAAUUUCGGUUACCGCUCGGUUCACCGUGACCUGGAGGCCCAGAUCGCCAUAGUUACGGAGAACGAGGAGCUGCAGAGCCAGCUGCAGGAGGAGCAGGAGAUUCUGUACCAGCGGUCCUCUGAGGUGUCCGGGUCCACGUUUGAGCGGCCGGACCGCCACGUCAGGCUUUGGGUGAAGCUCGUCACGCCUCUCAUCAAGAACUUCUUCUGAGACGCCACCAGGAGGACGGAGUCUUUGGUGUUCUGUCGAGGUCGAAGGUCGGUCUGCGUUCUGCAGACGGGAUACUUUAUAACCGGCAUGCUGGGAGUCUUCAGUUGUUCCUCAGCUUUAAAACUCAGUGUGUCCAGGAAGUGACUCUCUCUCUCUCUCUCUUUUAAAAAAAAAAACUACUUCUACUACUGCACGUACACCUCUAAGUACAUGCUGCAUGUAUUCUAUAGUAGUAGAAGCUGUAAUGUAAACAGAGUGUGGUGAAGAAAUACAAUCCUAUGAGGAGCCUUAAUACGUUUUUAAAAGACUUUACAGCAGCAGUCAAGCUAACCUGUACAGUGUGUGUUAUGUUUGUAUAUUAAAGGACGAUGUGGUGAGUUUUUACGACGACUUCAAAUGUGUGAACCUUUUUGUUUGGUGCAAUGGCUGAUUUUUAGCCUCGUUGUCGCAGCAACAUAUGAAGACAAGGCUUUAUUCUAAAGGUAAAAGGAGAGCUAAAGACCCAGAGAGUUUCCUUUAGGAGAUGGUGGAGACCAAAGCAGAGCUAAAAGAGAGUUAAUAUUGGACUUUCAUUCAUCAGAUUGUUUGUGGUUUGUUUCUGCUGCACUACUUAAAAAAAGUAACAUAAAAAAAAAAAUGGACGUGUUCAGUGCUUUGUACAGAAAUAUUAGUGAGUAACUGUAAAACACAUCGACAUUAACAUGUUUUUAUAAAAGUAAAGUAUCUGGUUAACAAAUCUGAUUCUAUGUCUUUUAA